AUGGAGGUUGCAAUGGUGAGUGCGGAGAGCUCAGGGUGCAACAGUCACAUGCCUUAUGGUUAUGCAGCCCAGGCCCGGGCCCGGGAGCGGGAGAGGCUUGCUCACUCGAGGGCAGCUGCGGCCGCCGCCGUGGCAGCUGCCACAGCGGCCGUGGAAGGCAGCGCGGGGUCCGGAGGGGGCUCCCACCACCACCACCAGGCGCGUGGGGCCUGCACCUCCCAUGACCCUCAGGGUGGCCGGGGGAGUCGGAGGAGGAGGCGCCAGCCGCCUGAGAAGAAGAAAGCCCACCACCGUCAGAGCAGCUUUCCUCAUUGCUCCGACCUGAUGCCCAGUGGCUCUGAGGAGAAGAUCCUGAGGGAGCUGAGUGAGGAGGAGGAGGAGGAGGAGGAGGAGGACGACGACGACGACGAGGAGGGCAGGUUUUACUAUAGUGAAGAUGACCACGGUGAUGAAUGUUCCUACACGGACCUGCUGCCUCAGGAUGAUGGGGGCGGCGGUGGCUACAGCUCCGUCCGCUACAGCGACUGCUGUGAACGUGUGGUGAUAAAUGUGUCCGGCCUGCGCUUUGAGACCCAGAUGAAGACUCUGGCGCAGUUUCCAGAGACUUUGUUGGGAGACCCCGAGAAGAGGACUCAGUACUUUGACCCUUUGCGUAAUGAGUAUUUUUUUGACAGGAACAGGCCUAGCUUUGAUGCCAUCUUAUAUUAUUACCAAUCAGGAGGCCGCCUCAAGAGGCCAGUCAAUGUCCCCUUUGAUAUCUUCACCGAGGAGGUGAAGUUCUAUCAAUUGGGAGAGGAGGCCCUGCUCAAGUUUCGGGAGGACGAGGGCUUUGUGAGAGAGGAGGAGGACAGGGCCUUGCCAGAGAAUGAAUUUAAAAAGCAGAUUUGGCUUCUCUUUGAGUAUCCGGAGAGCUCCAGUCCAGCAAGGGGCAUAGCCAUCGUUUCCGUCCUGGUCAUCUUAAUCUCCAUUGUCAUUUUCUGCCUGGAAACUUUACCUGAGUUUAGGGACGACAGGGAUCUCAUCAUGGCACUGAGCGCAGGCGCACACACUGGGUUGUUGAAUGACACUUCAGCUCCCCACCUAGAGAACUCAGGGCACACCAUAUUCAACGACCCUUUCUUCAUCGUGGAGACAGUCUGUAUUGUUUGGUUUUCCUUUGAGUUUGUGGUUCGCUGCUUUGCUUGUCCCAGCCAAGCACUCUUCUUCAAAAACAUCAUGAACAUCAUUGACAUUGUCUCCAUUUUGCCUUACUUCAUCACACUGGGCACUGAUCUGGCCCAGCAACAGGGGGGUGGCAAUGGACAGCAGCAGCAGGCCAUGUCCUUUGCCAUCCUCAGGAUCAUCCGUCUGGUCCGGGUAUUCCGGAUCUUCAAACUCUCCAGGCACUCCAAGGGCCUGCAGAUCCUGGGCCACACCCUCAGAGCCAGCAUGCGGGAACUGGGCCUUCUGAUCUUCUUCCUCUUCAUUGGGGUCAUCCUGUUUUCCAGCGCCGUCUAUUUCGCGGAGGCAGAUGAACCUACUACCCAUUUCCAAAGCAUCCCAGAUGCGUUUUGGUGGGCUGUGGUGACCAUGACAACUGUGGGCUAUGGGGACAUGAAGCCCAUCACUGUGGGGGGCAAGAUCGUGGGGUCCUUGUGUGCCAUUGCAGGUGUGUUAACCAUUGCUUUGCCAGUGCCAGUGAUUGUCUCUAACUUUAACUAUUUCUACCACAGAGAGACUGAAAAUGAGGAACAGACCCAGCUGACACAGAAUGCAGUCAGUUGCCCAUACCUCCCUUCUAAUUUGCUGAAGAAAUUUCGGAGCUCUACUUCUUCUUCCCUGGGGGACAAGUCAGAGUAUCUAGAGAUGGAAGAAGGAGUUAAGGAAUCUCUCUGUGCAAAGGAGGACAAGUGUCAGGGAAAGGGGGAUGACAGUGAGACAGAUAAAAACAACUGUUCUAAUGCGAAGGCUGUGGAGACCGAUGUGUGA
Molecule: messenger RNA, 1968 nt
Organism: Neomonachus schauinslandi (Hawaiian monk seal)
Lineage: Eukaryota; Metazoa; Chordata; Mammalia; Carnivora; Phocidae
Gene: KCNA4
Product: potassium voltage-gated channel subfamily A member 4
Exons: 1
Coding region: 1-1968 (655 amino acids)
Biological process (GO): protein homooligomerization; potassium ion transmembrane transport
Cellular component (GO): membrane; voltage-gated potassium channel complex
Molecular function (GO): delayed rectifier potassium channel activity; potassium ion binding; protein binding
Source: RefSeq, a predicted model, not a curated record